This is a messenger RNA of Cladocopium goreaui, 2118 nucleotides long. The record is from the annotation of a GenBank genome assembly. NCBI's taxonomy places the organism in Eukaryota, Dinophyceae, Suessiales, Symbiodiniaceae.
AUGAGCGGCUACGCGAAAGACUCCGCGGGGAAAAACCCUCGCAUCCUGGCGUUGUUUGACGUGGAUGGGACGCUGACAGAAGCGCGCAAAGUGGUUUCACCAGAGACGGUUUCCUUUUUACAGGCCUUGCGGACAAAGAUCUGCACCGGCGUUGUGGGAGGCUCCGACAUGGUGAAGCAGAAGGAGCAGCUGGGUGACAGUCCAAUGUUGUUUGACUAUGCAUUCUCAGAGAAUGGAUUGCUGGCAUACAAGGAUGGCCAGAAAAUUGGCGAGACGUCGAUUGUGAAGCAUCUCGGAGAGGAGAAGCUGAAGAAGCUCAUCAAUUGGGCCCUGAGGUACUUUGCAGAUCUGGACAUUCCAAUCAAACGCGGCACAUUCAUCGAAUUCCGUCAGGGCAUGCUGAACAUGUCUCCUAUUGGCCGCAACUGCAGCAGAGAAGAGCGAAACGACUUCGAAAAGUUCGACUUAGCUAAUGGCAUCCGCCAGACCAUGGUGGAAAAGAUGCGGAAGGAGUUUGCAGACUACGGCUUGAGCUUCUCCAUAGGUGGGCAAGUCUCUUUUGACGUGUUUCCGACCGGUUGGGACAAGACCUAUUGCUUGCGAUAUCUCCCAGAAGCCGACUUUGACGUUGGAGGAGCUUUUUGGUGUCCCAGCACCAAAAUCUUUGACGCCACCAAGUACGAGUAUGACUUGUUCGUCAUCGGCGGCGGUUCUGGUGGUCUGGCAGCCGCCAAGCAAGCUGCCGACCUUGGGGUCAAGGUCGCCGUCGCUGACUUUGUGAAGCCAUCGCCUGCUGGAACCACUUGGGGCCUGGGAGGCACGUGCGUGAAUGUGGGGUGCAUUCCGAAGAAGCUCAUGCACAUCUCAUCUUUGUACAGAGAAACCCAGGUUGAUGCACACGGCAUGGGUUGGGAAACAAAGUCUUCUCACAGCUGGUCUUCCAUGGUGACGCAGGUUGACAACUACAUCAAGUCCCUCAACUGGGGUGCGAAGACCGACCUGCGAAGCAAAGCUGUGAAGUACUACAAUGCCUUUGCCACCUUCAAGGAUCCUCACACGAUUUCCUUGGACAACGGAAAGGGCAAAGUGGAGGAGGUCACUGCCAAAAAUAUCCUCAUCGCUUGUGGUGGUCGACCUGCUUAUGGAGACUACCCAGGUGUCAAGGAAUGCUGCAUUAGCUCCGAUGACAUCUUUUGGCAAAAGAAGGCGCCUGGCAAAACGCUGGUGGUUGGAGCUUCGUACAUUGCUUUGGAGUGCGCAGGGUUCAUUUCUGCACUGGGCUUUGAUGUGACUGUCAUGGUACGGUCCAUCCUGUUGCGAGGCUUCGAUCAGGACAUUUCGAACAUGAUCGGCACGUACAUGGAGAGACACGGUGUCGGCUUUGCACGGGAAAUGGUUCCAUCCAAAUUUGAAAAGACCGCGGACGGCAAAGUCAAAGUGUUCGUGAAAGAUGCUGAGUACGGAGUUUUCGACACAGUGCUCAUGGCAAUUGGCCGGACUGGCUGCGCGGGCCAGUUGAAUCUGGAGGCUGCUGGUCUAUCUUACAACGCGAAGAGUGGGAAGGUCGAUGUGAACGACAACGACCAGACCAGCGUUCCCCACAUCUACGCCAUCGGAGAUGUGAUUGAGGGCAAGCCGGAGCUCACGCCUGUGGCUAUCCAGGCCGGAAAGCUCCUUUGCCGACGGCUCUUUGGCGGAGCUACGAAGAAGAUGGACUACACUGAUGUUGCCACAACCGUCUUCACGCCCAUUGAGUACGGAUGUGUGGGCUAUUCAGAGGAGGACGCAAAGAAAGCCCUCGGACAGGACAAGAUCAAGGUGUACCACUGCACUGCACAGCCGCUCGAGUGGAACCUCAACUCGGAGCGCAAGGAAGACAUGGGCUACAUGAAGCUGAUCGUCGACAAAGAGGCCAAGGAGAAGGUGGUGGGGAUCCACGUCCUCGGGCCGAACGCUGGGGAGAUCAUCCAGGGCUUGGCUGUGGCCAUCCGCUGCGGUGUGACCAAAGAGCACUUCGACGACUGCGUUGGUAUCCAUCCGACGUAUGCUGAGUCAUAUACAACUAUGACAGAAGAGAAGAAAGAGGGCUGUGCCCUUCCUACCAAGGGAGGCUGCUGA